This is a messenger RNA of Helobdella robusta, 1710 nucleotides long. RefSeq lists its product as hypothetical. The transcript is spliced from 3 exons. Bases 1 to 1710 code for a protein of 569 amino acids. Gene Ontology annotation, molecular function: catalytic activity. Lineage: Eukaryota; Metazoa; Annelida; Clitellata; Rhynchobdellida; Glossiphoniidae. The record is from RefSeq and is a predicted model, not a curated record.
AUGGAGGGUGGUGAAAUUUCCGGUAACUCAGAGGCAGACCAAGUUAUUCAACUGACGAAUACUAAUGAUGUUGGUGGUGAUGAUGGCGUUCAUGGUGACUUUCUGACGACAAAGAGUAUUGGUAGUAGUAGUUUUGUUGGUAAUGCUUGUGGGUAUGAUGAUGGCCGUGGUGAUGAUAUUAGAAAAUAUUCGAUAUCAAAUUGUAAUGUUAAUGAUUUUAAAAAUUAUGGUCAUAUUAGUGCAAGUGAUAGAGUUAGUGGUAAAGAUGGUGGUGGCAGUUUUAACAUAAAAGAUGUUAGUUUUAAUUUGAAUAAUAAUAGUAAUGUUGUUGGUGGUGAAGAUUUUGGUGUUCUCAGUCUGACGCUUGGGGUUAUUGGUAACGAUUAUUUGGAUUCAUCUCUCGACGGUAAUAAAUGUUUAAUGAUGAAAGGCACUGGCAAUGACUUAAAUGGUAAUGUUAAUUUUGGUUGUUGUAAUGAUGGUCAUGGUCUUGAUGGUGGUGGUUAUUCGAUGGUCUGUGGUACUGGAAGCGAUCUGAACGUUAUUGGAAAAAAUGAUUGUGGUAAAGAUGAUGGUAGUGAUUGCGUAAUAACAAAUGGUGCCGGUAAUGAUUGUAAUGAAAGUGGUGGUUUUAAUGACUUUAAAAAAGUAGGUAAUAACAAUGUAAUGAAAGGUGGUGCUGUUGGUAGAAAUAUUGGUGGAAUCAAAAAUGAUCGGACUAAUAAUAACUUUUGUGUGGUUAAAAUGAAAUUGGGUUUACUAAAUAUAAGAUCGAUUGGCUCAAAGUACAACAUCAUUUAUGAUUUGAUCAGUGAUGGUUUGGAUAUUUUUGUUGUUACUGAAUCAUGGCAUGGUUCAUCAGAAAAUCCCUCCAUUGCGUUAUCUGCUCCUCCCGGUUACCGCUUUGUAGAUUGUGUAAGAGAUCACGACCCUCUCCAUGGUGGAUUGAUAAUAUUUUUUCGUCUAUGUUUGAAAUGUAAAAAAAUAGCCUUACCUACAGUUACCACAUUUGAAGUUUUGGCGGUCAGGUUCACAGUUAAUAGUCAGGAGUUUAUUUUGCUCGCUAUUUACAGACCGGGUUCUGCACAGCUGUCUGGAUUAUUUUUUAAAGAACUGAUUUCUAUUCUGGAAAACAUUACAGUACUCAGUUCUCGAAUUGUUUUAACCGGGGACUUCAAUGUGCACGUUGAAAAGACGAAUGAUCCUCAUGCUGCUAAUUUAAAUGAAAUCUUUGAUAAUUUUCAACUCAUCGAUCGUGUAAAGGCACCAACACAUUUACGUGGUGGUACACUAGACUUGAUAGUAACCACCGAGGAUUUUCCAAAAAAGCCAAAUUUGUCUCAUCCGUGGCUCUCGCAAAAAGUUGAAUUUGCUUCACGUUCACGAUUUGUUUUUAUUACAAAGCGAUGCAUUUUAAACACUUUAGUAAGACAUAGAGGUCUAGUGUCAGAGUGGUUAGCGUGUCCGUCUACUACUCUCACAACCCGGGUUCGAAUUCUGCAGUUUCUGCAGGUUCAUCCGGGUAGCCGACCCCCGGCCAACCCAACCGUCCAUUCUUCCAAGGUCGAUAAAUGGGUAGACGAAGGGUAUACCAUUGGGUCAAAAGCUGAAAUGGGCAAACUACGGUCUAUCAUAUACCUCAUUGCAAAAAUGUUAAACGAAAUAAUUAGACCAUACAUCCCUAAUAGCUACAUAAUAUCUACAACUUAA